Messenger RNA from Amphiprion ocellaris (clown anemonefish), 4779 nucleotides. Its product is annotated as aquaporin-4. The transcript is spliced from 8 exons. Gene Ontology annotation, biological process: transmembrane transport. NCBI's taxonomy places the organism in Eukaryota, Metazoa, Chordata, Actinopteri, Pomacentridae. The coding region runs from base 2175 to 3005 and encodes 276 amino acids. Gene Ontology annotation, molecular function: water channel activity. Gene Ontology annotation, cellular component: plasma membrane. The record is from RefSeq and is a predicted model, not a curated record.
AUUUUACUCAUUACUGAGGGAAGAUGUGGAGGAAAGGAAGAAGUGAGGACGACGAUUUCCGGCCCUCAGACCUGCAGGAACCACCUGUAGCUGAUCCAUGCUGCUCCGGUUCACUGAACAAGGUUCUUUGUUGGUAAUCAACCCUGAGAGGGGAACAAAGGCCAGAAGGUGAUGUUCCAGAGGUCAGGAAGCUGUUCCAGAAAAAGACAUCUACUGUAAAUCCCCAUGUAGCCUCCUUUAUAAAAAGACUGAUGGACUCUGAGUGGGACUUCAUGUAAACCCACAGCACCUCUCCACACAGAUCCUCACUUUCACAAAGCAAAAGCCCAGUCUGCAACCAGAUGUUCAUGUUGUCAUUCUAAGGGUCAGUGAAGCAUCCAAGAUGGCCUCUCCCCAGCAGUGUUUUCUGGUUCCUCCUGGGGGAUCCCAAGAUGUUCCAACACCAGAUGAGAUGUAUAAUCCCUCCACGGAAUUAUGGGUCUACCCCAAGGUCUCUUCACAGUUGGGAGGUGCCCAAAGACCCUCCAGAGGAAGGUGCCCAGAAAGCAUCCCAAUCAGAUUCCUAAAUCACCUCAGCGGACUCCUUUCAACAGGAAGAAGCAGCAAAUCUAUUUCAUGCUCCUUCCAGAUGUCUGAGCUCCUCACCCUGAGAUCAUCCACCAUACAGAGGAAACUAAUUUUGGCCACUUGCAUCCACAAUCUCAUUCUUUCAAUCAUUACUCAGAGCUCAUGUCCAUAGGUGAGGGUUGGAACAAAGAUCAACUGGUAAAUUGAGAGCUCUUCACCACAACAGUCAAGUGUAGCAUCUGCAUUACUGCAGACACUGCACCAAUGCCCUUGCUUAGAGCAGUAACUCACCCUCAACCCAGAGGGAGCAGUCCACUGGUUUCUGGCAGACAAGCAUAGCUUCAGUCUUGAAGAUGCUGACUCUCACACUUGGCUGAAAAUCAUCACAGUGCAUGCUGAAGGUCACGGCUUGAUCAAGCCAAUAGAACCGCAUCAUUGGCAAAAAUAGAGACAUAAAUCUGUGGUCUCCAAACCAGACACUCUCCUUAACCCAGCUGUGGCUUGAGAUCUUGUCCAGGAAUAUCAGAAACGGGAUCAGAGACAAGGGACAAGCCUGGUGAAGUCCCACCCAUCAGGCCUACCAGUCAUUCAUUUCAAUCUUCCCAUUUCCUUUGCAGACUUGUAGGCCUGUCAAGCCCUUUGAGAUGGCAGUAGCUUACAUGUCCAGGGAAAGAAUGACACGUUUGAAAUGCAGCUCGAGGCAAUUGCGACAUACCCUUUGUCCUACUACUCCAUAUUAGUGUGAAUAGGCUUCUAAGUUGGAACAUUUCACUGUUUUGGUCUUUUUAUUAGAUUUUCUGAUACAAAGAAAAUUAGUGAAUAUCACCUGACUAAUAUUUUAGGACCAACCACGAGUAAAUAUUUAGGUAGCCUAAAUAAUGCAAACAUUUGGCUAUAGUAGCCCUCAUGACUACUCUAGUUAAUGCAUUUUUGUAAAUAAGUUUUUGUUAACUUUGGAGGUACUUUGGCUUCUUUUGAGCCUUGAAUUGUGUGUCAUGUCUGUUUAAAUAUGGCUGACAAAUGACUACUGACUUAACCUUCAGUUAAAAGGACUCAUCUUCGGAGCAGUCUUUCUGAUUGAAGUUAUUUCCAUCCUUUCCCCCUGUGUGUUUAUGUCAUUUUCUGUAUUUACUCAGUCCAUGUUUUUAGCCAACUGUGCAAUUGAUUUAUCCAGACAUUGUGCAACCCUCUGAAGUGGCCACAAUCACUUCAGUUAGAAGAUGAAUGAAAGGCUCCUCGUAGUUUUCUGAAGAUGUGUUCAAUUGCUCAAGGUCAGCGAAUGUGAUGGAGGAACAUUUCGAGGGGAGGAUUUUGUCCAUGUAACCCCGGAGAGACAUAUUUGCAGUGACUAAUGCGUGUACUGAGGAAGACUUGAUAGGGGCCUGAGGUGUGGGGGAAGGAAAGGGUGAGGAAGAGAGAGAGAGACAGACAGGGAGGAGGCUGCUCUCAUCAAAGGAGCUCUCAAGCUCUACAAGUUAAUGAGGGACGUAGCCGAGACCCUGAAGCCCUCAGACCCUGACAGCUACACAGACGGACGGACGGACGGACGGGCAGACAGACCAAGUGACAGGAGAAGCUUGAGGACAAAAUACUAAUCCAAGUCUGAAAUGACGUGGCGUGAGGAGCUCCGUAGUCGGCAGUUCUGGCGUGCCAUGAUGGCAGAGCUGCUCGGCACCCUGGUGUUAGUGAGCGCUGUGCUGGGUGCCUCGGUGCCAGGCCCUGGAGAGGCCCCCGGGGGACCCCUGUACCCAGCCGUGGCAGUAGGUGUGGCGAUUGUCGCAAUGGCACACUGUUUUGGGGAAAUAAGCGGAGCUCAGGUGAACCCUGCUUUGACUCUGUCUUUCAUGACCACACGGAGGCUGGAUGUUCUCCGGGGCCUCGUUUAUAUCACUGCCCAAUGUUUAGGGGCCUCUUUAGGAGCCGGGGCCCUUUAUUUGGCUCUGCCAGUCAAAACCACUGCAGACCAUUUUGUCAACAAGGUGCCCAUAGAGUUAAAUGCAGCUCAGGCUCUCGGUAUCGAGGUUCUGUGCACCUUCCAGAUGGUCUUUACUGUCUUCUCAGUGGAGGACCAGCGGCGGAGGGAGAGUCCAGAACCAGGAAACCUGGCCAUUGGAUUAGCACAUAGUGCUGGAGUGCUCAUAGGGGCUCGGUUCUCUGGUGCGAGUAUGAAUCCUGCACGAUCUCUGGGUCCAGCCAUCAUCACUGGCUUCUGGGAAAACCACUGGGUUUAUUGGAUCGGACCGGUGCUCGGUGCUGUGCUGGCCGGAGUGUCCCACGAAUUCUUCUUUGCACGCAGCGCCUCUCGUCAGAAGCUGGUGGCCUGUUUGACCUGUAAAGACAUUGAAAUCGUAGAGACGACCAGCAUGACGGGAUCGUCUCUGUCCACGGUCACGCAGAACGCACGAGUGAAGCAGGCCAACAAACAGGAGAACAACUGACAUGAAGAGCCACACAGGAACACACACUUUGUACAGCAUCACAGUGAUUUUUAUGAACAUGCACCGUGUUCAGUUCAUCAGGCUUGACUGUAGUGGGGACCAAAGAAAAGGGAGAAGUUGUGUUAAAGGUUCAACUUCUCACACAUGAUAUGCUGUAAUGUAGAAAAUGAGACAGCAAAUAUUGAACAUGAUUCCAUAUAAACAUCAUUCAUCAAUAUAAACAUUAUUCUUUUCAGUUUUAAAGCACCCAAGGAAGAAAUAUUUUCUCAGAUUGAAAGUUGUACCAUGAGAGAGAGAGAAUGUGGAUAUAUAGAGGAAUUAAACAUCUGUCUAUCAGUAGUGAUAAUGGUGGUUUAAACCCUAGUUUGUCCUGUUUGAAAUGUCACAUCGAAUCCCAUAAUACAUCCCAACAUGAUCAAUCUACACAAUUAAUAAAUAGAAAAAAGUAGGAAAACCGUGGACAAUGUAUAUUAGACACUGGACUUGCAUUUGCUACGUAGCUGUUAUAAGGGUUCAUAAGCAAUUCUUUGCUCACAAAAUUGCCAGAUCACUUAAAAGAUGUGGCUAUAUCAGUUCUGUGUUCACAACUUGUGUCUGCUGAAAAAAAUUGUUGCUAUUGCAGGUUUAAGGAACAGCAGCAAAUGGUGUGAAAAGUUGCAUAAGUAGAGAAGAGCAACUCAGUGUCAGUAAUCAGUUAUAAAGCAAUAUCUAAAACUCAGAUUUGCCAUCUUUAGCCACCAAAAGCUCCUGAUCAAGCUUUAUUCGUUAUGAAAUCCCAGUUCCUUUUGUAAAUAGAAGAAUGAGAUGUUUUUUGUUUCAAAAUCAGACGAUCUGGAUUUGAAAUGGUUGAAACUGUUUGGCUUGAUUCAGAGUCCUCAGCUUAGACUUUUGCAUGUUCUGUCUGUGACAAAAAUUUUCCAGAAAUGUCAUAUGUCUGGUUAGGUUGCAUACCACAUGGGUUCAAAAUGAUCUGAACAGCAAGUCACUGAUUCGAUAUAAGGGCAAAAUACCCAAGAAAUAAUCUUUUUUUUUUUUUUUUUUUUUUAAUUUAAAAGAGAGCAAUGGGAAUUUCAAAUGAAAACCAUCUGUUAUGUUUUCAGUGAGAAUCUGUUGAAACACUAAUCACCAACACACCCUUGAGGUUCACAAUGUAAUAAAAAUCCUGGCUAAAAUGAUGUUUUUCUCUCAGAUGUAGAGAGAAAUUAAUGUAGAAAGUGCAUUUUAAACCAACUAGAUGUGACCCUUAAGGUCCCUGUUGUCUGUCAUUAGUGUGUGUAAAGGUGCAUCCAGUAUUGUGAGAUCUAGUAUUCACUUUCACAUUUGCACAUCAUUAUAAUAUGUCACAGAGACUCAUUGAAAUCCUGCUAAAAAACACCCUUAUGUUUCAGUUGCAUCUCUUGUUUGUGAAUGCUUUGAAAUGCUAAAGAGGUCCUCACUCUGCACUGUGGUCUCAAUGAUGCUCUCAAUCAGUCCAGCGUCUGUCUCAUGUCUGUGCCUCCUAUUCACAAUCAAAUGGACCUUCAUACCUCUAAUGGCUCUACAGAAAGAGCACUUUCAGUCGGAAUAAGCUUUGUAAUUUGAAAUGGAUCUAAUGAGCGUACACGUGUGCGUACAUGCUGUUUGGCUGUGUGAGAGACAAUACUUUUUGCUUUCAUGAAACCUUUGAUCAGAUUUGUAUGUUGGUUUAAACUGCCAUUUUUGCUUUGUUUUAAAAUAUACAGUAAUUAGCGUGUAAUUUAUAAGGUCAUCUAAAAUACAAAAAAGUCACACUUUG